AUGAAUUUUGAAAAUAAUAAUAGCAAUGGACAUACAAUGGGGGAUGAUGAUUACUUGGUAGAUUCUUUGGAUCAACUUCCCAAGAUUAAAAACAUAGCCUUACUGCCGUCUUCAGAUGUUGUAAAGGGAAGAUUUAGCCAUACUGUAACACACUACAAUAACAAGAUUUAUGUUUUCGGAGGGGCUGUUGAGAGGGGAAUUUAUGAUAAUGAGCUGUAUUGCUUUGAUAUUGAUUUGAACAGAUGGUACACCAUAGAGACAAAAGGAAAAAAGCCUCUGAAGCGAAUUUUUCAUACUAUGGUUUUGGAUCAGAAGAAUGAAAGAUUAUUACUAUUUGGAGGAAGAAAAGAGGGAGGAACCAAAUUAAAUGACUUUUUUGGAUUUGAUCUGCGUACAGAGACGUGGAACAAAAUAGAAGUACCUGACAUGCCAAAGGCAACCGAUGGACAUUCAGCUGUAUUUUGCAAAGAUACCAAUUCCAUGGUCAUAUUUGGAGGCCACGACGGAACAAACUACAUUGACUCUCUGUUUGAAUUUAAUUUUGAUACAAACUCAUGGUCUAAAAUUACAUGUGAAAACGAAAUGCCAAGUGGAAGAGCUUAUCAUACUGCACAAUACAGUUCAAAACAUAAAUGCAUGAUAAUAACAGGUGGAAAAAUUCAAGGAAAUGUCUCUACAAGUCAAACAUUUGUUUACAGUUUUAAAACGAAAAGAUGGUCCAAAUUGGAUAUGGAAAGUACGGAUAGUACGGCCUCUGACAAUGUUAAUUUAAAAACAUUACCCAAGGUUCUCUGUUCAUGCUCGACCAUGAUUAAUGAGGAUAAAAUGAUCAUGUUUGGAGGCGAAGACUCCCAACAAAAAUGUGUAGACGAGCUUUGGGUCUUCAACUUCUUGUCGUUAAAGUGGAUGUAUCUACCAGUACCAGAAAAUUUCACAGUUCCUAAACUUUCACGAUUAGGAAUGGUGUAUAAUACUAGAAAUGCGUCGCUUUACAUGUUUGGUGGAUAUUCAGCUGAAGGAAAAAGAACCAAUGAUUUCUAUCAAAUUCAAUUUGAUGCGCCUCCUCAACUAACAUCAAUACCUAUUGUGAAUGAUAUAACCCAAAAUAUUCCAUUUUUUGAGCUAGGAAGGAGCUAUCAACUAGAAAAUCGAUAUUUUGACAUGAUUUUAAAAACUCCAAAAAAGUCAUUUGCUGCUCAUAGGGUCAUACUCUCACAAUGUUCAGCUUUAGACGUUUUCUCGUUGGUUCCGGACUCAGAGACAAAAAUUGUGACACUAUCAAUUAAUUUUCAAGUUGACCUUAGCAAAGUACUCUCAUUUCUAUAUGGUAUCGAGCCAGAUACUACAGAUAACGAAAUUUUAGAGCUGAUGGGCUUUGCGAAUGCAUACCAGGUUAGAUCAUUACUCCGUUGGUGUAUGUUUCGAAUUCAGUCUUCCUCGUUGGAGAAGCAAACCAUUGAAGAAGCAUGCUCUAGAUGUGAUCCCAAUUAUCGAAAUUUAAUUGAAGAUCUAACAUUAGAUUUACAUCCAUCAGAAUAUCUUCAAAUUCAUUUAGGAAAUCGAUUGCAAGAAAUGAAAAGUGGAAGUUCUCAAGGAGAUUUUAAAAUUACAAUUCCACAUUGCUCUCAACCAUUUUACUGUGACAAGGCCUUGUUAAUUGCGCGAAGUGACUUUUUCAGAUCCAUGCUUACACACGGAUUCAAGGAAAAACAUAAUAAUGAAGUUGUUAUGGACCAAGUGGAUUCCCCAAAGCAAAUGAACCUUCUUAUUGAACAUAUAUAUGGUAUGCAAAUUACAGAGAACAAGGAUCUGAGCAUUCGAGAGUUAAUGCUAUUGUUAAUUAUGGCAAACUUUUAUUGCAUGAGACAACUUUAUCAAGAAGUAUUACGGGUUUUGAUAUCUAACGUGAACGAAGAAAAUGCCUUAGAAAUACUAAUCAAUACUAACCAUUUAAGCAACGCCUCCAAUAUUGAACGAAAAUUGCAAAAUAUUUGCCUGACCUCAAUACGAAAAAAGGAUUUGAGCGAUCGAUUAAUAGAAAUGGCUUCCGAUAUCAAUCUGCUUCAGCAAGAAAACGCAGCAUUGGAAUCCAAGGUGCAAGAGCUUUUGAAUGAAAAUGAGCAACUCAAGAAAAAGCUAAAUAACCAAUAA
This is a messenger RNA of Naegleria lovaniensis, 2151 nucleotides long. RefSeq lists its product as uncharacterized. Lineage: Eukaryota; Heterolobosea; Eutetramitea; Acrasida; Naegleriidae. Gene Ontology annotation, molecular function: protein binding. Bases 1 to 2151 code for a protein of 716 amino acids. The transcript is spliced from 5 exons. The record is from RefSeq and is a predicted model, not a curated record.